Molecule: messenger RNA, 3765 nt
Organism: Octopus sinensis (East Asian common octopus)
Lineage: Eukaryota; Metazoa; Mollusca; Cephalopoda; Octopoda; Octopodidae
Exons: 11
Coding region: 366-3299 (977 amino acids)
Source: RefSeq, a predicted model, not a curated record
AGGACGUUGGUGUUGCCUUGGCGGAGGUUUACGCUCUCCGAGUGCUCUUGUUUUUUAAUUGCUUUUUGCCUUUGUUUUUCUUUGGAAUCUUAAUAUUUCAAAGUAAAGCAUUAUUCAUAUUAUGUUCAUACGGAAUAUCAUUGCUGAUAUGACAGCAUGGAACCUAUACAGUAUUAGGAAUGGAAUAUAAAUCAUUCAAAUGUACCACCAUAAUAAGUUCCACUUGUCAUAAUGACUCCAUCUGAAGACACACAAUAGCAGCCAUGUUGGGGCAACAAAUCCAGUUAUUCAGCUAAUAGCCAAGAUUUAGUUUCGAUCGAAAACAACAAAUUCAAGAACAUAACAAGAUAGAGGCUCUUAAAACUAUGGCAGCUGUCAAACGGAUUAAGGUUUAUAUCACAAUUCUAAAGAGUGGAUAUUUAACCAAAGUGAACCAGGGGAAUCUGAGUUCCUUAAAUCUUAUGUCAAACCGAAAUGUAGUCCGGUGGUUUAUAUUUGGUUUACGGAACAAAGUAUUACCAUUUCUUGAAACUUACGACACAUCUGAGAAUUGGAAGAAGAAAAAGCCUCUUCAUUAUUAUGACUUAGCAGAAUGUAAGCAAAUCACAUACAAUGCAGGGAAUCACCUUACGAAUUAUUCCUUUUGUUUGUUGUUACCUGACAAAGUUUUAGAAUUGAAAGCAAAAAAUAGACAGGAAAUGAUGGAAUGGGUACGAAUAUUGGAGAAGACACUGAGUUCUUUGGGCUUAAUUCAGGCUGAUUCUAAGGAGCAUAUCUAUGUCCUGGAUCCUUUGCCACCACCAACUCUGCGUAACAAGGAAGAGACACCUCCUUCAUCCGUUUCAUCCCCCAACAGAUACAGCUCUUCCUCGUUGUCCUCCCUGGAACUAAACUUUCCUGAACACCAACCGCCACCUCCGCCACGUCCCAUCGAAUUAAUCAUGGAGUCACUGCCUGCAACCCCACCACGAACUUCCCCGCCUCCAAUCUCCACCGUACUAACACCGCCUCCACCUCCCCCACUUCUACCACCCACAGGUGCCCCUCCACCACUGCCACUAACAACACCUCCACCACUGACAUCACCUCCGCCUCCACUGCUGCCUACAUCACCAUCACCAUCAUCAUCAGUGCCACAGACUCUAUCUGCAGCCGCUGCGGCAGCAGUAGUCACCACAAAACUGGCUCCAGGACAACAUUUAGACACCAGCAUUUCAACAGAAUCCCCACCCAUUCCAUUACGGGAAAAUAAACGCAACUUGAUGAACAGAAACAUCACACACCGGUUCUCCUUUUCUGAUUUUGGUACAGUUCAAACUAACAUUCCUUCGACGUCUCAUUUGGCGGCGUUACAUCCAGAAAUAAAUAAAAGAUCUCUUCGGGUAAAAUCUGAAGUUUAUCACAACACACCGCCUUCAUAUCAUUCUGUGGUGUCCCGAGAGAAUUCAGAAAGCAAUGAAAUGGCUUAUGUCAGUGACAGAGACAAUAAUUUUCAAUGCAGGGAACAAAAUGAGAAAACAUUUGGUGGAUCAAGAGACAGUAUAGAAAGCGAGUAUUCUUGGGAAGGAGACAACAUAUAUGGCUAUACUUGUGAUGGACGUACUUUGAUCCCCAAUUCCAAGACCGAUCUUGUUUAUUCCUACCCAGCUAAUUUCAAAGUUUGUGAUUUUCAGAAGUAUGUCAUUCACAGAUCUCAAGAAUUAACCACUUCUGAUGAUAAUACUUCAUUUCAUCAAAAGAAAUAUUUGAAAAAUAGCGCCAAUGAAGAAACCAAUGCAAAUUCUGCUGUGUUACCAUCGUCUACAAACUUUUUCUCAGAUUCUUCACCUUUUAAAUGUGCUAGUUCUCCUACGUCACCACAAUCGAAAAAAUAUCAUAAACUUUCUUCUCGGGAAAUGAAAGAAAUUGACUCACUGCCAUGGUUUCCUGGUUUUGGUGCCAAACCAGACCAAAGCCGUCUUUCAUCGUCAAUGCUUAGUUCUUCAAGUUCUGGUGUAAGUUACGAACUUCAGUUAGAGAAUGCGGAGCAAAAUGCUACAAACAUUAUAAACAAUAAUGUGACGUGCACUUCAUGCAAACACAGGAAUUGUCUUUCUUCUGCCAAUUUCCCAAAGAAUGGUAUUCAUUCAACUUCUAAACCAGAACAAAUACUCUACAAUAGGGAAUUCCUUUCAGAAAACCUUGAUCAGUUGAGCUUAACUCCAAAUAACCAAAAUUCAAGAUAUUCAAACAGUAAUAUGAGCUCAGAUGAGGACUUCCACAUGCAAAACAGCCAACAUGUGCAAAACAUCCAACAUGUGCAUAAUAGCCAACAUGUGCAAAACACUCCACAUUCAGCACCUGCAGCUUUACCUCCUCAACCCCAAAUCCCUGCUAAACCACCUGUAAAUAUUCCUCCUGAGCAACGAGAGCAUGAAGAUGAUACGCCUCCAUUACCUCCUCCUCGAAUACCCAGACGUAGUGAUAUCUUUCCUCCUCGGAGACCACCCCGUCCUAACAGCUUUGUUCCUAAAUCUCGCGAUCAGCAAACGGAGAAUGAUUUAGAAACUGCUUCUUCGGAUGAAAGCUUGGACAAUGCUCCGAAUUUUGUUACAAAUCUAGCCAUGAGUCAAGUCUUACAACUCAAAGAAGAGCUCAAAAAAACAAAUGGCUUGACAAUUUCUGUAUCUCGAACAGAUAUAUAUAACAUUGCUUUUGUGGAAUAUGCUAAGAAAAUUUGGGUUGCUGGCUGGAAUCAACGAGAAUGCCCCAAUCUUUACCAUAUUCUACAUGUUGGAGAUGAACUUCUCUGCCUGAACAAAGUCACUGUAGAUUCUAUAUCUUGGUUAAAAUCCCUUAUAAAAAAAUCAAAUCAGUUUGAUUUGGAAAUCAAAAGAAUACCAAAGGGACAAUUAUAUAUAAUCAAGAAAGAAGUGGAAGCGCAGUCCCUUGGUAUACAGAACGACUCCAAAACUGGGGAAAUUCUUUCUGUUGAACCUUCGGGCUUAGCUGGCAGACAAGGUAUGCAAUCAACUCCAGGUAACAAGACGAAAGAUAAACUGAAUCACUGGGUAUUCACAGAAAUUAACAGUCGACCAUUGAAUCUGUUUGCAAAUUACACACAGUCAUUUGACAGCGGCCAUGCUGGAGCACCGCCUUUAAUCGAGCAACUCGACUCCGGGCCUUAUUCUUUUGUGACCGACCGUUUAAAUUCUGUUGGCAUGGAUAUAUCAUUUGUUGUGCAACCAUCAGAUUUCAUCAAACAGCUCAGAAAACAGCUCAAGAAAAUGAGUAAUUUCACAGACUACUGUCUCGGUUAAUUAAGGAUCGUUACUUAUUGAACAUAAAUCUCACCACAAAUGCUUCAUCUCCUCGCUGAUUGAAUUUUUAAUUAACCUAUUAAGAAAUUUCAAUGAAAUGUGAAGAAAUCUUUAAAAAUUAAAAGAGUUGCAUUCUAGUUUUCACACCUGAUGAAUGUUAAAUUGCUAGUUCCUUAUUGUGCAAUGAUUAACAAAAAAAAACAAACAAAAAAUAUUGAUCUUAUAGACAAGUAGAACACAUGAACCAGUAUCACAGUAUGUGAACUUUUGGAAAUCUAAAUCUGCGAACAAGUAUUUUCUGCCAAAUUGGACAUGAAAAUUGGUUUGCUUCAUUUAAUGUUUUGACUUUUGCAAUCGGAUUUUUUUUUUUUUUUUGUUAUGUACCUUUGUCAGCCUAAAUUCUGACUUAAAAGUGUACACUUGCUCAAGGUUUUAAUUGUUUUUAAUUGUUCGUUUUUUCUUUUUU